Molecule: messenger RNA, 1302 nt
Organism: Diaporthe citri
Lineage: Eukaryota; Fungi; Ascomycota; Sordariomycetes; Diaporthales; Diaporthaceae
Exons: 4
Coding region: 1-1302 (433 amino acids)
Molecular function (GO): flavin adenine dinucleotide binding
Source: RefSeq, a predicted model, not a curated record
AUGACAGUCAUGGUCAACCACAACGACGACCUCCCCAUAUUCUGGCGGGACCACGGCGACAAGACCGCCUACGAAGCAGCACGCACGAGAGUCUUCAGCACCGAGCUCCCAGACCGCUACCCCACCGCCGUGGUGCGGCCCAGGACAGACAAGCACGUCGUCGACAGCAUCAGGCUCGCAGAAAAGCUAGGCGCCCGGGUGGCGAUACGCUCGGGCGGCCACAGCUGGGCGUUCUGGAGCAUCCGCCAGGACGCGGUGCUGAUCGACCUGGUGGACUACAAGCACAUCGGGUACGACGAGGCGACCAGGAUCGUCACGACGACGACGAGCGUUUCGAGUGCGGAGAUGACGGCCUUUGUGGCGGAGAGGUCCUGCGGGUAUUUGUGCGAGUACCUGAUCGGUCUCGAUGUUGCCACUGCGAAUGCGGAGGUCAAGCACUGCGAUGAGUUUGAGAACUCUGACCUGUUUUGGGCUGCUCGUGGCUCUGGGCCAGUCGUCUUGAGGUUCUAUUUCAAGACUCGACCGGCACCCAAAGUAUACAAGAGCAAUGUGUACAUUUAUCCCAUUAGCCACUAUGAAAAGGUCAUGAGGUGGAUGGUCAGCAUAAUCCCCACCAUCAGCCAUGAUAUUGUGAUAGCCGCCACCUCAGUCAUCCCACGAGGCCAGCACAGUCGUAUCCUAAUCGUACAAAGUACCGUCUGGGCCGACUCCGAAGAAGACGCACGCUCCAAACUCGCUCCUCUAAUCUACACACACCCUGAGGGUGCGAUCUUCAGCGAAGACUGCGGGGACACGACCUUCCAGCAGGAAUACGAAGAAGCAGAAAAGGCCGUCUGGGCCGAAAAUCACCGUUACAUAGCCGACACGGUCUGGCUCGGCCAAGACUCCGACAUGGUCAGCGUCUGCAAGGCGGCCUUCAUGGACAUCCCCGACUGUGGCGUGGCGUUUUGGGAGCCCAUGAACCCCGUGAGCAGGAGGCAUCCUCCCUCCAACGAUAUGGCCUUGAGUAUCACUACCGACAUCUAUAUCGCGUUGUAUGCCAUCCAUCCGGAUAGCAAGGACGAUGCGAAGAAUGAGGCGUGGGUGAAGAAACAGAUGGCCACCUUGACGCCGUAUGCGGUGGGUACGUACCUUGGGGAUCACGACAUUCAGAUGCGGGAGACGAGGUAUUGGUCCGAUGAGGCGGGGGAGAAGCCCAUGGCCAUUCGGAAGAAGUGGGAUCCAGAGGGGAGGAUUUGUGGAUAUCUGGAUAAGGGGGAUAAAUCGGGACGAGAUGGGUUGCCGAAUAAGCUACAUCAGUAG